Molecule: messenger RNA, 2412 nt
Organism: Papilio polytes (common Mormon)
Lineage: Eukaryota; Metazoa; Arthropoda; Insecta; Lepidoptera; Papilionidae
Product: lachesin-like
Exons: 9
Coding region: 310-1650 (446 amino acids)
Cellular component (GO): neuron projection
Source: RefSeq, a predicted model, not a curated record
CAAUCGGCCGCAGUGUGUGGCGCGCCCUCGCCAUCGCCGUCCGCACGCCGCGCUCGCUCCCUACUCGCACUAAACUUAAUACGUACUUAUUACCAACUUAAAUCACUUAUUACAAACUUAACUUACUACGUAUUUCAUUAAAAUUUGAAGGCAUAAGUAAAAAUAGUACUAACGUAAAUUUUUAAAUAACUACAAACAUCCCGAAGAACUUUGUUGGUAAACUUUUACGUCAAUGAUUAAAGGAUCGAGAUGGAUAUCUCAUGUUUCACAAUUUGACGACAACGCGGAGAAUCUUUCGUGACUAGAAAUAUGCAGCAGCCUUGGUGGCUAUACUUGCUAGCUGUAUUCUGGAUACGUCUUGAUUCUAAGCUCGUAGGUCAAGCAUUUCAGCCAGAAUUUGCGGAACCUCUAUCAAAUCUAACUGUACCGAUUGGGCGAGAUGCAAUCUUCAGAUGCCUAGUUCAAAACCUUGGAGGUUAUAGAGUAGGUUGGGUGAAAGCUGAUACUAAAGCGAUACAAGCAAUUCAUGUGCAUGUAAUAACAAAUAAUCAUAGAGUCAGUGUAUCACAUAACGGUCAAACUGUAUGGAAUUUACACAUCAGGAACGUACAAGAAGAAGACCGAGGUCAAUACAUGUGUCAAAUUAAUACAGAUCCAAUGAAAAGUCAGAUGGGGUACCUAGAUGUUGUUAUACCUCCUGACUUCAUUUCGGAGGAAACAUCGGGCGAUGUGAUGGUCCAUGAAGGCGGGACAGUGCGAGUGUCGUGUCGUGCUCGUGGCCAGCCCGAGCCGCGCGUCAUGUGGCGUAGAGAAGACGGUUCAGAUCUUGUAAUUAGACAUACAAAUGGAACUAAAACUAAAGUGUCAAUAUAUGAGGAGGCAGUGCUAGCAUUCAAUAAAAUCUCGCGGUCAGAAAUGGGUGCAUACCUGUGCAUUGCGAGUAAUGGUAUUCCACCUUCUGUUAGCAAGAGGAUUGUCAUCAAAGUGCAUUUUCAUCCAGUUAUUCAAGUACCCAACCAACUUGUGGGGGCGCCUCUCGGAACCGACGUCACAUUAGAGUGCUACGUCGAAUCAUCGCCAAAGUCCAUCGUCUACUGGGUGAGAGAUUCAAAUGAAAUGGUAAUAUCGUCAGAGAAGUAUGAAGUCCUCAAUACAAUGUUGAGCCCUUUCGAAAGCCGCAUGACAUUGUCCAUACGUCGAUUGGAGAAGAUUGACCUUGGAGGCUACAGAUGUAUUGCAAAGAAUUCAUUAGGCGAAGUAGACAGUAACAUCAGGUUGUACGAAAUACCGGGACAAGAUCGAUUGAAAAGUUUAAGCACAGAACAGAAUAAAGAAGAUUACAAAUAUUCAACACCUUUAGAAGGUCCUGAUAAUCAAUUCGGAUCCGCAGAUACUUCUGAUGAUGAAGACGAAAGAGAAACUUCAACAGAUGUCUUCAAUAAAAUGUUAAUAACUGCUUCAAAUGAUACUGCAAAUAAAACUUUACAUUUAACUCGUUCAAACGCAAUAAGUAAAUUAAACUUAAGUAACAAAGUAAAGAAAAUCACAAAUAAAUUUGAUAUAACUUAUCAAAAUAAUGCUUGUAAAAAUUAUAAUGUACAAUUAAUACUGAUAUUAUCGUUUGUAUUAAAGAGUGUUUUAUAUUUGUAAUAUUAAAUAAAAAUCGCCUUCACAAAUUAAAAAUACUAAAUCGAUAACUUCCUUGCUCUUUUAUCAAUAAAUUUUUAUUAAAUGAAAUUAAUUUAUUAAAAAAGAAUUAAAAAUACAUUUGGUCGUAGUUUGAUAACAGUAAUGCAAAACCUACGGCUCAUAAACCUAAUUGAAUGUGUCGAGGCGAGCGGGAAAUUGGUAUUGAUGCGAAAGUUCCGCUAGCACAAAAUUAAUAUUCAACUGAUGUUUAAACAUGUACAUACCGGCAUUAUAUUAUGCUAAUUUGCAUAACAUACUGGCUUUUAAUAAAUAUUGUGAAAGCUAUUUUAAUAAUGGAAGUAAAAUUAUAUUGCUUAUUGUUACGUUAUUACGUUAUUGUAUAAACUUUUUUGUACACUGUACACGUCGAAGAACAUACGUGUGACGUCAUCGAAUCUUGUUACCAUGCAUGUUGUUCAGUUAAAUCUAUUUUAAAAAUCUAUCUAAUAUUCUAAUUCCUUGUUAAUAAAAGUUAAAAUGUAUAGAAAGUUAUAAAAUAAUUACUCAGAUAUACUCGCUAAUAAAUUUUGAUUGUUGUGCACAGAUAUAAAAUAGCUAUAUUUUAAUAAGCAAACAUUUUGUAUAAAAGUAUACAAUGUUCAAGUACUAAUAAACAAUAGGCUCGCAAUUUCCACACCAGUUACUUAUGAAUGGAAAACUAAUGUAUAAUAUUUCAAUGUUAACAUGUAUCCAUAAUUAAAGUAAAACGAAAACGUAUGUAUA